CAUAUUCUGAUAAAGUUUUGUUUCAGAAUCAUUUCCGACAGGCUUGUACACUGAGAGGUGUGAUGCUGCCCUCCACAGUUCAAGCCUUACUUCUGCUCUGUUGACAGUCUUUGAGGACACGGAGCUUCUCCUGUGUCAUGGCACAAAACGAAACGUGUGACGAUUCUUUGACGUUGACAGACCCGUCCCUCGGUGUCGCUAUAUGAGCUUUUCAGCUGCAGGUGUAUGGGAAGUUGACGAAAUGACAGUUAAGUCCUUGCUCUGAGGGCGCUGCUCACCGAGCUGCUAACGGCGGCUAGCAGCGUAGGAGAUGGACGGUCUGUCCGAGAAAACAGAGGCGGAGCGCGAAGACACAUUGGAACGUUCAGAGCAGAAGACGCUGCUCAAUGCCGCGGUGACGCCUGAAGUCAGGCCGCACACUGCAGACGGCCAUCAACUGUUUGCCAUUAAAGAAGAGGUUCCGCCUGAGCAACAGUGGCUGUCCAGUGUGGACCAGGAGAAGCCAGAGCACCCCCACAUUAAAGAGGAAGAGGAGGAAGUGUGGAUCAAACAGGAAGAGGCUGAUAUCAUUGCAGUCACUGUGAAGAGUGAAGAUGAAGAGGAGCCUGAGUCCUCAAAGCAUCAUCAGAGUCACAUUGCGGAGAACAGAGAGGAGUUUGUAGGACCAGAACCAGCCGAAAACUCAGGUUUAGAUGGAUUUUUAGAACCAGAAACUGAGGACAGAGCCGAAGACUCUUCUGAGACUGAAGACAGUGAGGAUGAUUGGAAGGAGACCAGUGAAUCACGAAGCUUAAAGACAGUAAAAAAUAAAACAGUUUCCAGUGAUAUGACAGGUAACACUGAUUGGAAAUUCAGCUGUUCUGAAUGUGGUAAAAGAUUUGCCUAUCAGUCACUUCUGCUGAGACAUCAGAACACUCAUUUUGGAGCGAAACCAUUUAGUUGCUCUGAGUGUGGUAAAAGAUUUACUGAAAAGAGCAGUCUAAGGAAACAUGAGAAAAUUCAUACAGGAGAUAAACAAUUUCAUUGCUCUGAGUGCGGUAAAGGAUUUGUUCAAAAGGGCAAUCUGAUGAAACAUGAGAAAAUUCAUACAGGAGAGAAACCAUAUAGUUGCUCUGAGUGUGGCAAAAGAUUUAUCCAAAAGGGAAAUCUGAGGUCACAUGAAAAAAUGCAUGCAGGAGAGAAACCAUUUAGUUGCUCCGAGUGUGGUAAAAGAUUUGCUCAUAAAUCAUUUCUGCUCAGACAUGUGAACACUCAUUUUGGGGCCAAACCAUUUAGUUGCCCUGAGUGUGGUAAAAGAUUUUCUCAUAAGAGCAGUCUGAAGAAACAUGAGAAAAUUCACUCAGGAGAGAAACCAUUUAGUUGCACCGAGUGUGGCAAAAAAUUCAUUGAAAAGAGCAAUCUGAGAAAACAUGAAAAAGUUCAUACAGGAGAGAAACCAUUUAGUUGCUCCAAGUGCGAUAAAAGAUUUAGCCAUGAGUGCUACUUGAGGUCACAUGAAAAUAAUCAUUCAGGAGAGAAACGCUUUUGUUGUUCUGAGUGUGGUAAGAAAUUUUUCCAAAUGAAGCAUUUGCGGUUACAUGAGAAAAUUCAUAAAGGAGGGAAACCAUUUAGUUGCCCUAAGUGUGAUAAAAAAUUCACUCAGAAGAGCAGUCUGAGGUCCCAUGAGAAAAUUCAUACAGGGGAAAAACCAUUUAGUUGCUCCGAGUGUGACAAAUGUUUUAUAGAAAAUAGAAAACUAAGGAAACAUUAUGAGAGAAUUCAUACAGCAGAUAAACAGUUUCUUGGCUCGGAGUGUGGGAAAAUAAUCAAAAAGAGCAAGUCGACAAAAGAUGAGAAAAAUCAUGUAGGAGAGAAACCAUUUAGUUGCAGUGAGUGUGGGAAAAGAUUUAAGGAAAGGAGCAAUCUGAGGAAACAUGAAAAAAUUCAUACAGGAGAGAAACCAUUUAGUUGCACAGUUUGUGGUAGAGGAUUUCUCAAAAAAAGCAAUCUGAUGUCACAUGAAAAAACUCAUACAAGAGAGAAACCAUUCAGUUGCUCAGUUUGUGGUAAAAGGUUUACUGAGAAGAAAACUCUUACAAUACACAUGUCAAUCCACACAGGGGAAAAACUGUUCAGCUGCAGAGUGUGCAACAAACGGUUUACAUGGCAUUGUCAGCUCAAAAAACAUAAAUGUGCAGGCGAUACCUCACAACUUGAUCAGAAUCAGAUUGAGAGGACCGGGCAGGACCAGGACCAGGACCAGUCGGGAACUCGGGAUCAAAUUCCUCUUUUCCACCAAAGUGAACCUGGUGCUAAUGCUGGAGUGGUGCUAGUGGUUUUUCAGAACUGGUUCAAUGUCGGAACUGUUUAAUAACACGUCAUGUUGUCAUGGCAUACAUCAGUGUUCUCCAAACUCCUUUCUGGGGCCCAACUUUUUAUAAAGAAUGUAUUGUGUCCACACCACCUGCAUGGUACCAGCUGUCAAUCACAGUGGUGUCCACUCAUAUGUGCCAUGCCUAAAUGGAAGCAUAUAGUAAUUUAUACAACUGACAACAUGUACUAUUAAAGAGUUCAGCCUAUUAACUCCUCAGGAAUGUGAUUACUAAAUCAAGAGAAAAGUAGACACUCAUAGUCUUCUAUUCAAACUUAGUUCUAUUUGUAACCAGCACAAUUGCACAAUUGACAUUUUUGUAUCAGGUACUUUUUCUGAUAAGUGUAUGUAAAUAACUUAAUUUUGUCCUUGUGUUUUUGAGUAAGUCUUUCGUGGGUAACGACCCCAACAUGGGGAAUGACCGUGAACUCCAUUUGAAUGGAGGUCUUAUGGGAAAGUGACUAUUCUCAUUUGAAUUAGAGCAUCAGUAAACAGAGGAGUUCUGAGGAGCUAAUUGCUAUUUACAUUACUUCAAUAACACAUGAUGUCAAUUUUGUAAAUUUGGAUUUAUUUAUUUUUUGAAAAUUACUGGAAUACUCUGUUAAUGCCAAAUACCAGCACAAUGUCAACAGUGGCAGUGUUACACAGAUAAAUGUGUGUGGCGACUCCAUCAUGUCUCAAACUUUGGAUAACAUUGGCUGGCAAAGCAUGGUUCUCUUCAUUCUCUUCAGAAUAUACACUUUCAAAUGCUAUUUUUGCUUUUUUGAUGUGGUUUUUAAAUGCCUGUUUUGUUAAAAACAAUCUGUUUCUUGUUUUUAGCCUCAAUGAUAACUACUACUGCAGCUUCAGCUCCCUAAUUUCCCUACAUUGCGGUUUUGCUGCAAUAACGACGUUUUAGGCUGAUAAAAACAACCAGACCUGUGAGGCUAUGUUCACUUAGCUCACUUUAGCUCUCAUGCAGCUCUUUUUAAUUUGCUGUGGGAUAAGCCCAACUACUUAAACUAAUAACCAAUCUGUAUAGUGCAGUCAUGUUACUACACUUACCUGUUUAUUGAAUGAAAUUCACAACAACUAAAAAAUAACAUUUUGCCUAAAUAAUCAGAUAAUUUAUCUGACCCAAUGUUAUCGUGCAUCUCCAUUUAGAGAUAGAUCUAGUUCAGGUUUGGGAGUCAAACUAUGGAAUGAAUGAACUGAUAUGAUCUGUACAUCUCUGUUCAUAUUUUAAAAAAAGCUUUCAAAUGUAAAAUAUUGAAGGAAUCAUUUUGUGUUUCUUCUCUCUUUUAUUUAUCUUUCAUACUGCUGAUGUCUCGUGGACUAUUUAGGAGAGGCACACAUUAGCUUUUGGCUUCAGCCUGUUCCCGUUAUUGGUUUGUGAUUGUACUGGAGUGUGUUGUGUGAGAUGGAUCUGUGUAAAAGUUUUCAGUCAUUUUUAAUGCUUUGCCCUUAAUAGUGUUUAACAGAAAAUAAACAUUUUCCAUUGUG
Molecule: messenger RNA, 3832 nt
Organism: Solea solea (common sole)
Lineage: Eukaryota; Metazoa; Chordata; Actinopteri; Pleuronectiformes; Soleidae
Product: oocyte zinc finger protein XlCOF6-like
Exons: 2
Coding region: 311-2350 (679 amino acids)
Biological process (GO): regulation of transcription by RNA polymerase II
Cellular component (GO): nucleus
Molecular function (GO): DNA-binding transcription factor activity, RNA polymerase II-specific; RNA polymerase II transcription regulatory region sequence-specific DNA binding
Source: RefSeq, a predicted model, not a curated record